Molecule: messenger RNA, 4158 nt
Organism: Gymnogyps californianus (California condor)
Lineage: Eukaryota; Metazoa; Chordata; Aves; Accipitriformes; Cathartidae
Gene: PROB1
Product: proline rich basic protein 1
Cellular component (GO): nucleoplasm
Source: RefSeq, a predicted model, not a curated record
AUGCCCCGCGGGAAGAGGGACCCCGUCCUGCUCUCCCACGCUGAGCUGCCCGGCACUGACGGCGAGGGUCCCCGCAGCGGCGGCGAGGGCCGGCGGUCCACGUCGGAGGAGGAGGGCCACCUCCUCGGCCUCCCCCGCGACGACCUCACCAAGAGCAUGUCGGGCUCCUCCGUCUCCUCUUACCACUCCGCCCUGUGCUCAGAGGCGACGGAGACCUUCAAGGACUGCCUGGAGUUUCUGGACGAGGAGGGGACGCCCCCCCGGGACGCGGGGCGGCGGGGCGGCCAUGCCGAGGGGGCUGCCCCGGGGCGCUGGGCUCCGGUGGGGGCCCCCGGCGUCCCCCCGCCGCCCGGCCCCCUCGCCCGCCCGCAGCAGGCUCAGCUGUCCAUCGCUGCUAAGAAUAGCCCGGCGCCGGGGCAGGGGGGCAGGAUGGGUCCCCUCGGCGGGGACCGGCAGCCUGCCACCGCUGCCACCACCGCCAGCGGGGAGCUGGCUCUGCCCCGGCAGCCCGGGGGGAUGCUCGGCGGGGCGCCCAGCGAUUCGGACGAGGCGGACGGCGAGGUGCGGGCACUGACGGCCAGGGCUUUUCGCAGCCUCUCUGGUCCCCCAGGCGCCCGCCUCGACAUGUGCAGCUCCCACACCUCCUCCAGCCUCUCCAACUCACUGUCGGAGGACGGCGGGCGGCCGCGGCGGUGGCCGGCGGCUGGCGGUGAGCCCCGGGGCACGGUGCUGCUGGGCUUGCUGGGGAAGGAGCAGUUUGAGUGCGUGGAUGUGGAGCUGGAGAGCGGGGAGGCCAGGAAGGGCCACUGCAAGAAGAGGACCGUCCCCAAGCGCCAGAUCCUGCUGAAGAGGAAGGAGAGGAAGGAGACAGGUUUCGGCCCCUGGGGGGACAGCCCGGUCCCCCAACCCCUGCCCCCCACCAGGAAGGAGCCCCUCAGCAAGGGCAGGGCCGUUGGAGAGGACUUCAGGCUCAACUACAAGCAGUUCAUGAAGGCAGCCUCCCUGGACACCGACAAGACCAGAGUGGCCUCUUGCCUGGUGAGAAACGUCCUCGCCAAGAAAAUGCAGUACGAGCAGAGGAUCAAGAUGGAGCAGAAGGGGCUGCGGGGCAGCUCGACCUCCUCGGGGCCGUCCUCCGCCGGCACCGACCUGCUGGGGGACGGCCUGGAGGGCAAGUCCAGCUCGCUCUCCCGCUCGGACUGCAGCUUCUCAGCCGAGGACCUGCGGGGCAGCGGGAUGCCAGUGGCUGUGGUGGCCACGGUGGCCGUGGGGGAUGCCACCGCCACCCAUCCCGCCAAGGGGGUGGUGCUGAGUGAGGCAACGAGGGAGAGCGUCUGCAAGCUGAAGAAGACCUUCAACGAACUCAAUGAGAGGAUGAAGUAUCAGGAGGUGCUGGAGGGUCACCGGCUGCCCGGCGCUGCCGAGGAGCCGGCGUCGGAGAGGACCCGCUACCGGCGAGCACGCGCCUUGUUCGAAGCCCACCCCGGGGUGGGGAAGGCGCUGGACGUUGCCCCCAGAUUUGAGAGAGCGCCGAAGCCGUGGCCCAGCUUGAAGCAGCGAGCCAUCCGCCCCAGCCACCCCCAAACCCUCCCCUUCGAGGCCGACAGCCUGGCGCUCCCCGCCACGCCACCACGCCGCCUCUUCACCUCCCGGGCGCAGGAGGUGAGGCUGGCGCCACAGAACCGGCAGAAGGAAAAGCCACCAGUGGUGCCCCGCCAGCCGCCGAGUCCCAGCAGCCCAGACCGGGGGUCCCCGCCGGCUGCCCCCCCCAAGCUGGAAGAGAAGGGGAAGGGGCGCAUCCCAAAGCCCCGGGACGUGCGCAAGCUGGUGAAGAGCAGCUACAGCCUCUGCUUCGCGACUGCCGGUGCAUCCUGUGGCACCACGGCACCGGCGAGAGGCGGGGAGCCGCCACCGGCCACCCCGCUCGUCAUCCACUGCACCUCGGUGUGCCGCCGGGAGCCAGCGACGGAGCCGGGGGAUGAGGAGGUGCUGGCAGCUGCCGGCCAAGAGCCAGCCCCGGCAUGUGCUGAGGGCCCCGCAAAGCUCACUGGCAGCCGGCCCUCGCCCACCCAGGGCUCCCCCGUCCACAUCACGAGGGUCCAGGCCACGCGGAGGUGGGCGGCCGCCACGGAGGGGCCACCAGCAUCCCCCCCGCGCCGGGAGCGGAGCGAGCUGAGGGUGCCGCCGCGGGCACCGGCAGCUGAGGGGGUGCCACACGUGGAGACCCACCUCCACGUCCUGGUGGGCCGGCGGUCCCCGGCAGCGGCCAGGGAGGGCUCGCCGACUCAGAGCAGUGCGGUGCUGCGGACGGAGAAGACUCUUCUCCUCCCUCCGCCACCGCCGAGUCCCACGGAGGGAAAGGGGGGACGUGGCCAUGGCGGCACCGGAGGGCUCCACGCUGCUGAGGGGCCCAAGAUAACGGUGCCGCAGCAUGGUGGCAGCGACAGCGGGGACCCCCAAGCCAGACCCCCGGCCGGCGGCAGCACGUACCCACAGCCUGUGAAACCGGCAGCAAGAAGCACGCCAGAACUGCCUGCAAGCGAGCAGAGGCAGAAGCAGCCAGGCAGCCGGCUGGUGUCAGCGGGGAGUGGCGGCUCUGCUGCUGGGACUGACCCCGCCGCCCCAUUUCAAGCCGGGGAAGGCGGUGAAGGUCCCUCUGGCCAGCUGCCGGAGCGGAGGGAGGCCUGGGAGCAUUUACCGAAGUGGCCGGCAGCCACCGAGCCAUACCUUCCUGCUGCCCCGGCGGAGAACUCCAACUACUUAGCAAUUCCUGUGAAAGCCCCCAAAUCCUCUCCGAUGCCAGAGCUGCCCUCGGUCCCCAUCCCAGCCAGCACGUCCUUUGGGACCCCCUUGGUCCCCAACCCAGCCAGCACAUCCUUUGGGACCCCUUUGGUCCCCAAGCCAGCCAGUGCAUCCUCUGGGACCCCCAUGGUCCCCAACAUGACCAACUCAUCCUUUGGCUACCCAUCAGCCUCCAGCCUGGCCAGCACAUCAUUUGGGACUCCCUUGGUCUCCAACCCCACCAACAAGUCUUUUGGGACCCCCUUAAUCCCCUACCCAGCCAGUGCGUCCUUUGGGGCCCCCUUGGUCCCCAACCUGUGCGGUGCAUCCUUUGGGACCCCCUUGGUCCCUAACUCAGCCAACGCAUCCUUUGGGACUCCCUUGGUCCCUAAUCCAUCUAGUGUAUCCUUUGGGACCCCCUUGGUCCCCAAUCCAUCCAGCGCAUCCUUUGGGACCCCCUCAGUCCCUAAUCUGGCCAACUCAUCACUUGGGGUCCCCUUGGUCCCCAACCCAGCCAGCUCAUCCUUUGCCCCCUUGGUCACCAACCCAGUCCCUGCUUCCCUUGGGCACCCAUCAGUCUCCAACGUGGCCAGCUCAUCCUUUGGAUCCCCUUUGGUUCCCAACCUGGCCAGUGCUCCACUGGGGACCGGUGUGUGUCCCCUGCCUGGUGGGGAAGUGCCCUGGAGCAAACCCGGCCCCGAGCCCCCCCUGCCCCGGCCCCCCGAGGCCCCAGCCGCUGCGGAGUGCCCGGUGCCGCUGCCCCCAGCCCAGCCCCAGCCUCGCCUCGAGGACGCUCCCCAUUUCCUAAAGAGGACCGACGGUGCCUCGCCAAGCAGCAAGAGUGCACCAAGCCCCACCAAGCCCUUUGCCCCGCACCUGCCCGCACACCGGAGGAUGCUUGUCGAUCCCGACAGUGGGAAGUGCUACUACAUGGAGCCACCGCGGCAGCCCCAGCUGAAAACACUCUACGACCCCGAGACCGGGCAGUACCUGGAGGUGCUCAUCCCACCGGUGGCAUCGCACGCCGGGCUCUACCAGGCUCCUUUCAACCCCCUGGUCAUGGCCCCGGGGGUCUAUGGCCCACCCUACGUGCCCUACGGCAGCUUCCCGGGGCUCCCGGCACCCCCGCCACCCUCCGCCCCCUCUCCGGCGCAACUUGACCUGCCGGCUGCCGAAAACCCCAGCUUGUCCGGGACCUUCAGCUCUGCUCCCAAGGGCGAGGGGCCGCCCGCUGCCGGGGGUCCUGACUGCGGAUACCUGGAAAGCCUGUACUACAUCCCCACAGGGAUGCGGGCCAGCCCCGGCCCCAGCCCCGGCCAGCCCCCUGCCCACGCCAGCCCUGCCGGGCCCGAGAAGGGACCGCUGCUGCGGAUGUGA